Messenger RNA from Tachyglossus aculeatus (Australian echidna), 3157 nucleotides. It is a transcript of the gene COPB1, whose product is annotated as COPI coat complex subunit beta 1. Gene Ontology annotation, cellular component: cytoplasm; COPI vesicle coat. Bases 1 to 2862 code for a protein of 953 amino acids. The transcript has 21 exons. The record is from RefSeq and is a predicted model, not a curated record. Lineage: Eukaryota; Metazoa; Chordata; Mammalia; Monotremata; Tachyglossidae. Gene Ontology annotation, biological process: intracellular protein transport; endoplasmic reticulum to Golgi vesicle-mediated transport; intra-Golgi vesicle-mediated transport. Gene Ontology annotation, molecular function: structural molecule activity.
AUGACGGCCGCCGAAAAUGUGUGUUACACAUUGAUUAACGUCCCAAUGGAUUCAGAACCACCGUCCGAAAUCAGCUUGAAGAACGAUCUAGAAAAGGGAGACGUGAAGUCGAAAACGGAAGCCCUGAAGAAAGUGAUUAUUAUGAUUCUCAAUGGGGAGAAGCUGCCUGGACUUCUUAUGACCAUCAUUCGCUUUGUGCUACCCCUUCAAGAUCACACCAUCAAAAAACUCCUCCUGGUAUUUUGGGAGAUUGUUCCCAAAACAACUCCUGAUGGCAGGCUCUUACAUGAAAUGAUCCUUGUGUGUGAUGCGUAUAGAAAGGACCUUCAGCAUCCUAAUGAAUUCAUCCGAGGGUCCACGCUGCGUUUCCUCUGCAAGCUGAAAGAGGCGGAACUGCUGGAACCUUUAAUGCCGGCCAUCCGGGCCUGCCUGGAGCACCGGCACAGCUACGUGCGCCGAAAUGCCGUCCUGGCCAUCUAUACUAUCUACAGGAAUUUUGAACAUCUCAUACCCGAUGCUCCUGAGCUCAUCCAUGACUUCCUGGUGAAUGAGAAAGAUGCAAGUUGCAAAAGAAAUGCAUUUAUGAUGCUAAUCCAUGCAGAUCAGGAUCGAGCUUUGGAUUACCUUAGCACUUGUAUUGAUCAAGUGCAAACAUUUGGAGACAUUCUGCAGUUGGUUAUUGUGGAACUGAUCUAUAAGGUCUGCCAUGCCAAUCCUUCCGAGAGGGCUCGCUUUAUUCGCUGCAUCUACAACUUGCUGCAGUCGUCCAGUCCCGCGGUCAAAUAUGAAGCCGCCGGAACGUUAGUCACGCUCAGCAGCGCGCCGACAGCCAUCAAGGCUGCUGCUCAGUGUUACAUUGACUUGAUCAUUAAGGAGAGUGACAAUAACGUGAAACUCAUAGUUCUGGAUCGCUUGAUAGAACUGAAGGAUCAUCCGUCCCAUGAGAGAGUGCUCCAGGAUCUGGUUAUGGACAUAUUAAGAGUAUUGACUACCCCGGACUUAGAAGUGCGUAAGAAAACCCUCCAGUUGGCGCUGGAUCUCGUGUCCUCCAGAAACGUUGAAGAGCUGGUGAUCGUUUUGAAGAAGGAAGUGAUUAAGACGAACAACGUGACGGAGCACGAAGACACGGACAAGUACAGGCAGCUGCUCGUGCGCACGCUCCACUCCUGUAGUGUCCGUUUCCCGGAGAUGGCCGCGAAUGUCAUUCCUGUGUUAAUGGAGUUUCUCAGUGACAAUAAUGAAGCAGCAGCUGCUGACGUCUUAGAGUUUGUGCGAGAGGCAAUUCAGCGAUUUGAUAAUCUCCGAUUGCUUAUUGUUGAGAAGAUGCUGGAAGUCUUCCAUGCUAUUAAAUCUGUCAAGAUUUACCGGGGUGCUUUAUGGAUCCUAGGAGAAUACUGUAGCACAAAGGAAGACAUACAGAGUGUGAUGACAGAAGUCCGCAGGUCCCUAGGAGAGGUCCCGAUUGUCGAAUCGGAGAUAAAGAAAGAAGCCGGCGAAUUAAAAGCCGAAGAAGAAGUGAUGGUGGGGCCGGUUCAGAAGCUGGUGACGGAGAUGGGUACUUAUGCCACUCAGAGCGCCCUCAGUAGUUCCAGACCUGCCAAAAAGGAGGAAGACAGGCCUCCCCUCAGAGGAUUUCUGCUCGACGGGGAUUUCUUCGUGGCCGCCUCCCUCGCCACCACGCUGACAAAGAUCGCCUUGCGCUACGUGGCUCUUGUUCAGGAAAAGAAAAAGCAAAACUCCUUCAUUGCCGAGUCCAUGCUGCUGAUGGCCACCAUUCUUCACCUGGGAAAGUCCUCUCUUCCCAAAAAGCCAAUUACCGAUGACGAUGUGGACCGCAUCUCCCUGUGCCUGAAGGUCUUGUCGGAGUGUUCUCCCCUAAUGAAUGACAUCUUCAAUAAAGAAUGCAGACAGUCCCUCUCUCACAUGCUCUCAGCCAAGCUGGAAGAAGAGAAACUGUCUCAGAAGAAAGAAUCGGAAAAGAGGAACGUGACGGUCCAGCCAGACGACCCCAUUUCCUUCAUGCAACUCACGGCAAAAAACGAAACGAGCUGUAAGGAAGAUCAGUUUCAGCUGAGCCUGUUGGCAGCGAUGGGUAAUACACAGAGGAAAGAGGCGGCUGAUCCUUUAGCGUCAAAACUCAACAAGGUCACCCAGUUGACAGGAUUCUCAGAUCCUGUGUAUGCAGAAGCUUACGUUCAUGUCAACCAGUAUGAUAUCGUCCUGGAUGUGCUUGUCGUAAACCAGACCAGUGAUACGUUGCAGAACUGCACACUAGAAUUAGCCACUCUAGGUGAUCUGAAACUUGUGGAAAAGCCAUCUCCUUUGACUCUUGCUCCUCAUGAUUUUGCCAAUAUCAAAGCUAAUGUUAAAGUAGCUUCAACGGAAAAUGGCAUCAUUUUUGGUAAUAUAGUGUACGAUGUGUCCGGAGCUGCAAGUGAUAGAAAUUGUGUUGUUCUCAGUGAUAUCCACAUUGACAUCAUGGAUUACAUCCAGCCCGCUUCUUGCACAGAUGCUGAGUUCCGCCAGAUGUGGGCAGAGUUUGAAUGGGAAAACAAAGUGACUGUUAACACAAAUAUAGUUGACCUAAAUGAAUAUCUUCAGCAUAUACUAAAGUCAACAAACAUGAAGUGUCUCACCCCAGAGAAGGCCCUCUCCGGUUACUGUGGCUUUAUGGCUGCCAAUCUGUAUGCCCGGUCGAUAUUCGGAGAAGACGCCCUUGCAAACGUCAGCAUCGAAAAGCCGAUUCACCUUGGACCAGACGCCCCCGUGACCGGCCACAUCCGAAUUCGAGCAAAGAGUCAAGGAAUGGCGCUUAGCCUCGGGGAUAAAAUCAAUCUGUCUCAGAAGAAAACUAGCGUUUGAAAGUCUAGAAAGGCCUUUACAGUUCUGUUUUACCAUUAAUCUUAGGUAUGUUGCUUGUUGAGUUCUGAACCUUUUUGUAUUCUUCCAUGCUCCGUGUAAUUGUAGGAUCUAAGUUUUUGAGCUGAAUGCAUUCCGGCAGAUAAUUUAAAGACCUUUCCCCAAAUCAAAGUUCAGUUUUAGAAAACCUGUUUAUUUUCCUUUCUGUCUUAGCAGUCACUUAUACCGUGUUUAUCAUAUAUAAUGUUUCUCUGGAGUACUAAAAUGUCUCACAGUACAAUAAACCAGUUGAUUCCUA